This is a messenger RNA of Ylistrum balloti, 741 nucleotides long. Its product is annotated as pyridoxine 5'-phosphate synthase-like. The transcript has a single exon. Gene Ontology annotation, biological process: pyridoxine biosynthetic process. Bases 1 to 741 code for a protein of 246 amino acids. Gene Ontology annotation, cellular component: cytoplasm; cytosol. Gene Ontology annotation, molecular function: pyridoxine 5'-phosphate synthase activity. The record is from RefSeq and is a predicted model, not a curated record. Lineage: Eukaryota; Metazoa; Mollusca; Bivalvia; Pectinida; Pectinidae.
AUGAUGUUAACUAGAAUUAGGUUAGGUGUAAAUGUUGAUCAUGUCGCAACAUUAAGAGAAGCACGCAAGAUAUCAGAGCCUGACCCUGUCCAAGCAGCAAUUUUUGCUGAGCAGGCUGGAGCUGAUCAAAUAACAGUCCAUUUACGCGAGGACCGACGUCAUAUUCAAGAACGCGAUGUUAUGUUAUUACGUGAAGUUCUCCAUGUACCCUUAAAUCUUGAAAUGGCACCAACACAAGAGAUGGUUCACUUCGCUUUAAAAGUAAAGCCUGAUAUUGUGACAUUGGUACCAGAACGUAGAGAAGAAGUUACAACAGAAGGUGGUCUGGAUAUCUCUCGUAAUAAAGAUAUACUAUCUCGGAUCACGAAUCAUUUGGGAGAUGCUGGUAUUCAAACAGCUGUUUUUAUUGCGCCUGAUUUACAACAAAUAAAAGAAGCUAAACGUAUUGGUGUAUCUGCUAUCGAGCUACAUACAGGUGAGUAUGCAAAUACACGUACACAUGCAGAGAGAGACCGGCGUCUGAAUAUUCUAAAGGAAGCGUGCCGAGCUGCCGCACGUGUAAGCCUCCAAGUGCACGCGGGUCACGGUUUGAAUUUACAUAAUAUUGCUCUCUUAGCCCAGAUACCAGAACUAGAAGAAGUCAACAUUGGCCAUAGUAUUGUUGGCCGUGCUAUCUUUGUUGGUUUUACUAAGGCUAUUCAGGAAAUGCGUACAGCAUUAGAUUUGUAUCGUCACACGUAG